Molecule: messenger RNA, 2756 nt
Organism: Eucalyptus grandis
Lineage: Eukaryota; Viridiplantae; Streptophyta; Magnoliopsida; Myrtales; Myrtaceae
Product: pentatricopeptide repeat-containing protein At5g50280, chloroplastic
Exons: 2
Coding region: 64-2226 (720 amino acids)
Molecular function (GO): protein binding
Source: RefSeq, a predicted model, not a curated record
AUUUCAGCUCGGUACUCAGCGAGGGAAGGCACUCAAAAAUUCGAUCUUUUUGGGGACGAGACGAUGGCUCUCACGAACCAGCGCUUGCCAUUCCCGUUCCGCCAUCCUCCUCCCGCUCACUUCACCAGAUCCUGCUCCGUCCCCGCCAUCUCCACCACCUCCAGCAGCAGCAACAACAACAACAACAGCAACCCUCCCUCCCUAUCCGCAGCCUCUCCCUCUCCCUCUUCUCCCAUCUUCCUUCCUCACCUCCAGCAACAUGAAGAGCAGCAGCUGCUGCUGCGGCGGCGGCGGCGGCGGCCGGAGGUGCUGCCGCAGUCGCAGCCGCGGCGGGCGGAGGAAGACGGCAGCGGCGACGACCCAAUUCUCAGAUUCUUCAAUUCUCGCGCCCCCGCCCCCGAUCCGCCGGGCGAAGGGCGGGUCUCCCUCCAGAGCAACCGGCGCUCUUCUUGGCGCCUCGCUCCCGACGGCUUCGGUGCGGAUACCGAUGCCCAGGAUGCGUCGGCGCCGGCCGUCGGAGAUGCGGAGGAGAUGGGGUCUUCUGGGUCGGCCCCGAAAGGGUCGCCCGAGGGCGUGGUCGGCGAAAUUUUGAAACUUGCGAGGAGGUUGCCGGUGAACACGACGUUGGGGGAGUUGUUGGGGGGUUUCGAGGGGAAGAUUAGCGCGAAAGAGUGCGUGGAGGUGUUGGGGAUUAUGGAAAGGAGGGGCUUGUGGGGAAGCAGCGUCUACUUUUUCGAGUGGAUGGGGUUGCGGGAGCCGUCGCUUGUUACCGCUCGAGCAUGCUCCGUCAUGUUUCCCAUGUUGGGAAGAGCUAAAAUGGGGGCCAAAUUGCUGGUCUUGUUCGAAAACCUGCCGAACAAGGAAGAGUUCAGGGAUGUUCGUGUUUACAAUUCUGCUAUUUCAGGGCUGAUGAGCUCCGGCAGCUACGAGGAUGCUUGGAAGGUGUAUGAGGCAAUGGAGGCUAAUAAUGUUCAGCCGGAUCACGUGACAUGCUCUAUAGUCAUCACAGUCAUGAGGAAGAAUGGCCACAGUGCUAAAGAAACGUGGGAGUUCUUUGAGAAGAUGAAUAGAAAGGGAGUUAAAUGGAGUUCAGAAGUUAUGGGUGCUCUAAUAAAAUCAUUCUGUGAUGAGGGGCUGAAGAAGGAAGCUCUUAUUAUCCAAGUGGAAAUGGAAAAGAAAGGUAUCCCUUCAAAUGUCAUCGUAUACAACACAUUAAUGGAUGCUUAUAGCAAAUCCAAUCAGAUUGAAGAAGCUGAGGGUCUCUUUGCUGAAAUGAAAGUAAAAGGCCUCAAACCCACUGCUGCCACGUUUAAUAUCCUGAUGGAUGCAUACAGCAGAAGGAUACAGCCUGAGAUUGUUAAAAAGUUUCUUAAAGAUAUGCAAGAGAUGGGCUUGGAGCCAAAUGCCACUUCAUAUACAUGCUUGAUUAGUGCAUAUGGCAGGCAGAGGAAAAUGAGUGACAUGGCUGCAGAUGCGUUCAUGAGGAUGAGGAGAGUUGGUAUAAAACCGAAUUUACAUUCUUAUACAGCUCUUGUUCAUGCUUAUUCCGUAAGUGGUUGGCAUGAAAAAGCUUACUCAACAUUUGAGGAUAUGCUAAGAGAAGGAAUCAAACCCUCGAUUGAAACCUACACCACUCUCCUGGAUGCAUUUAGGCGUUCUGGUGACACCAAAAUGUUAAUGACAAUAUGGAAGAUGAUGAUUAUCGAGAAAGUUGAAGGGACACGGGUUACGUUUAACAUUCUCCUUGAUGGAUUUGCUAAGCAAGGUCACUACGUUGAAGCUAGAGAUGUGAUCUCUGAAUUUGGGAAGAUAGGUCUGCAGCCAACUGUUAUGACUUAUAAUAUGCUGAUUAAUGCAUAUGCACGAGGAGGUCAGCACUUGAAGUUGCCCCAACUGUUGAAAGAAAUGGCAACUUUGAAUCUGAAGCCUGAUUCUAUCACUUAUUCGACCAUGAUAUAUGCCUUUGUCCGUGUUCGUGAUUUCAGGAGGGCAUUCUUUUAUCACAAGAAGAUGGUAAAAAGUGGACAGGUGCCAGAUGCCCGAUCAUACCAAAAGCUCAGGGAAAUAUUGGAUGUAAAAGCAGCAUUAAACAAUAGGAAGGACAGGAGUGCUAUUCUUGGUAUAGUCAAUAGCAAAAUGGGUUCAGUGAGACCCAAGAAGAAAGGAAAGAAGGAUGAGUUCUGGAAGGAUCGGAUAAGACAUCGAAGGGUACUUGAUGGGCGUUAAAAAUGUUCUUGGGAAGAAGAGGGAAUUGGACUGUGUUGGUUCCCUGCCUCAGCUAUCUUUGGCUGCCCUUAUGUAUCUGUCCUUGGUUCAUGUCUGGUGAGACAAAUAGGGUGGCCAUGGUUGUUUGCUGCUGGCUAUAAGAUGAUGUGCGCAGUCAUUGCUGUUUUCUCUAUGAAGUGGAGAUUCUUUUGCGGCAAAUCCUGCUGCGCUCAGAAAGCUUGUGUUUUACUGUAUCUAUGCUGGUCAGUGGACUUAAAAAUUCUGUCCCUCAUUCAAAAUGAGCAACUAAAGAAGCUUCACAAGACAAGAAAGAUGACUUGUUGAGGUAUCUUUAAAUGGGAGAUUGAACACUCGAGCUUUGUUCAGUUGCUAAGCAUUGCUGAGCCAAAUUAUUUCCACAAGACCCUAUGGUCAUGCUGUCAAAGGUACUUAUUUGGGGAACCUGGCAUGGUUGAAAGUACAGUAGACAUAUUUGACCUGUGAUCUUAUACAAUUUUUUUUGAUAAUCGAUUAUCCAUUUUAUUGCACAA